Microthlaspi erraticum is the source of this 423-nucleotide messenger RNA. NCBI's taxonomy places the organism in Eukaryota, Viridiplantae, Streptophyta, Magnoliopsida, Brassicales, Brassicaceae. The record is from the annotation of a GenBank genome assembly.
AUGUCUGCUUAUCGGUUACCCAAAGCUUGCAUCAGUGAGAUUGACAGAAUUUUGUGCUGCUUUCCUGUGGUUUGCAAACCUAAGGAGGAGGGUGGACUAGGCUUACGACCUCUUUGUCUUGCUAAUAAAGUUAGUUGCCAUAAGGGAGACAAAUUUAAAGCCAGCUUCUCUACAAAGCAUACAUGUGCUCUCAUUCGAGUGGCGCAACCAGGGUAUAUGGUUCUCCUAUGCUACGCCCAAGUACUCAUUCACCUAUCUUCUGUGGAGAUAUGGAGAGCCGUUAUCAUCUCUGUUUCUAAAGAGACAUGUCUUUCAAGUAACAAUCUUCUGGAUUUGGAGGGAAAGAAAUGGACGACGUCAUGGGGAGCAACCCACGCCUUCCUCUUGCCUGAAGCAACGUAUCGACAAACAAGCUCGCAAUAG